AUGAAGCCCUCACAACUUUUGCUCGGUAUUGCUGCCGCUGGUGUUCAGCUCGCAACCGCUGCUACACCAGCAGGCUCCGAACCUCAGGUCCCUAACACCCUGGGGCUUGCCUUUGGCAAGAAUGUCGUGCAACCCGGCGAAAUGAUCGAUCAAGCUGGUAAGUCUCUCUUGCACCUUCUAAUUCUCAUAUCAAAAGCCACUAACACCACACCAAAACANGUCGCCGAUGCAGGCCAACCCGCUCUCUACGCCCCUCACCCCAAAAUCAACAACCGCAACGUAAAGAAACACCCAGGAAACCCCCAAGACAAGACCUACAUCUUCACAAUGGUAGACCUAAACCUACCCUUCUUCGCUUUGCCUGCCACCACAGACUUUGCUUCUCUUGUUCCCGGCAUCGGUCCCAACCGCACCACCCGCCUCCACUGGUUCGAAUACAAUGUUCACGCUGUUGCNCCCCGCCAACAACUCCAAAACUUUUCGGUCCCAGUGGCCGAAUACGAAGGUCCUCAGCCGCCCCAAGGAGAUGAACCGCAUAACUAUGUGGUGUAUCUGUUUGAGCAACCCGAGGGUUGGAAACCUGAUGCUGCUGCGAUGGAGAGCUAUAAAGACGAGACUUCGUUUGCGAGAAUGAAUUUCUCGGUCAAGGCACUGGAGGCACAGGUUGGUAAGCCCAUUGCCGCAAACUACUUUGUCGUCGAGAAUGAGAAUAAUACAAAGAGUACCUAG
Molecule: messenger RNA, 729 nt
Organism: Aureobasidium vineae
Lineage: Eukaryota; Fungi; Ascomycota; Dothideomycetes; Dothideales; Saccotheciaceae
Source: the annotation of a GenBank genome assembly